This is a messenger RNA of Trypanosoma cruzi, 492 nucleotides long. RefSeq lists its product as uncharacterized. Bases 1 to 492 code for a protein of 163 amino acids. The transcript has a single exon. The record is from RefSeq and is a predicted model, not a curated record. NCBI's taxonomy places the organism in Eukaryota, Euglenozoa, Kinetoplastea, Trypanosomatida, Trypanosomatidae.
AUGCUGGACGGCAAGAAGGUGCAGAAGGCCUUCCAUGUGACGACGCUGUACCUGCGUCGUGACGCCUGCAAGGACCCUGUCCUGCUGCGGCAGCUGGUGGGGCUGCUGGGCGAGUCCAUUGAGCUCACGCCGACGAGCGUUGCGUCUGAUCCGAAGGGGACGGCGAUCGCGGUGCGCAACGAGGGAGAGUUCCCUGCGAAAAUGUUUAUCCACACAUCACCAUCGCGAACGCGCCGGGUGUUCCGCCUGCGCACAGCAACGAGCUGCUGGACGAUUCCCAUGCGGAUGACCCGUGCCGCACCGUCGACAGUCUCCCCGCCGGCACACGCGUCACCGGGACAUUUGUCUUCAGUUGGCCGUGAGAGACACUGCGGUGCUCGCCGCUGGCUGCAGUGGCAUCCUCUGCCACCCCAUGCUGGGCUCGUGGGGCGCUGGCGGCCGUGGUGGUGUAAGCACCUGCUUUGUGACUGCAUCGCCGAGUGUAGUGCAUGA